AACACGCAAUGAAUCCCCCACGUCUAUAUAAUGUCGCCAUAACAUUAAAAAUAAACACGAGAACGAAAGACAAACCAUGAACCACUCAACCGAUUGUAUCGUAUCAAAAAUAGAAUCCGAAUAUCCACGAAACAUAUGAUUGCAAGCAAAAAACGCGUGAAAAACACCACGCGACACCCAAACCGGCCAGUCCUACGUACACCCUAGCCCUCUGCAGACGCGCGCGGGAACUUUUUAAAAAGUAAAAAAUCUUGUCGUUGAUGUGUGAGUGAUGGAAUUUAAAAAGUUGUUUCGGCGGGAAAGCGCAAGGAUUUUGACAGAUGACGGCCGCUCUGAACAGUUGUCGUAGACGCUGAGUGCUGUUGGGACGCUCGACCGAUGGGCAAGACCUCCGGCGGACGAGAGCCUCCACGACCACAGCGGAUAGCGCACAGAAGAUGCCAGCGUCCGGGGAGUGAGCUGCGGCGCAGCGUCGCCCUAAAAGACUUGCAGCUAGAGGGCCGAGGCGCGUGGGGAGGGCGCGCGCGCGGCGCCGGCGCGGCGCGGCCCGGCUGGCGGCGGCGCGAGCGGGACCAACCGCGCAGGCCCAUGGAGAUGCUAACCAGCCUCUACGCUCUGCUGUCGGGCGGGCAAGGUGUCAACCCUAAGAUCGACUCGAUUGCCUUCCGGCUGCACUGCGGCGCGACGACGGCAGCCCUGCUGGCCGCCAGCGCGGCUCUCACCACGCGCCACCUCGUUGGGAACCCUAUUGACUGCAUACACACAAGGUUAGUGCUUAGUCCUUAGUCCAUCUAUGCAUCUAGCGAGUGUCAACCCAAGUGAC
Cydia splendana is the source of this 823-nucleotide messenger RNA. RefSeq lists its product as uncharacterized. The transcript has 5 exons. Bases 379 to 786 code for a protein of 135 amino acids. The record is from RefSeq and is a predicted model, not a curated record. Lineage: Eukaryota; Metazoa; Arthropoda; Insecta; Lepidoptera; Tortricidae.